GGUCUGGGCUUCAGCUGCUCGUGUGGUUGCAGUCGCACAAACUAGCCCUCUGAAUGUUCCAUGGGUGCGUCUAGACGCGGUGGAGCUGAAAAAUGUGAGGAAAUAGAGACUGGUGGGAUCGCUGAGCCGGGGGUUUUACUGCAGCUCCCCGACCUGGAAAACUUCCUCACCGUGUCGAGUUCUGGUGGGUUCAGACAGUUCCCCUCGUCCUCUUGGGCCCAGACCCCGUGACCCAUCGUCUAUCUCUUGAGAUCUUGGUUGCGUCUACCAUGUUCGCGGCGUCUCCUAGAUUGGUUAAUGUCUUUUGAAUCACGAUUCGUUCGUGCGAUUUUGACCUGCACGAAUCAUCGUCAGUUUUGAGGAGUGAGUAUUCCAAGCUUUUGGGGACGUGGAAUUGUUUUUAGUUUUUUGUUGGGGUUGUCAGAGGUCGUAGGCCCACCAUGACCCAUGCUCUUGCAAAGUUACCUGAAUCUGUGGGCUGUGAGUUUUGCUAUUUCAGUGUCCGAUCUAAGGUAAUUUUAGCUGAAGUUUCGUCCCCUUGUUGGAUACCAAACGUGCUGUUAAAAAUUCCUUUUACGUGAGUUGGACGUCUUAGUUGAUUAGUGUUGAAUUCAAUAUCCGAGAACUGUUGGCCAGAAGCUGGAAAAGUACAUCGGAAAGAGGAGACUUGCAGGUGACAGGGUACUGUUCGAUGGCACCAACAGCUCCCACCAAGUUCUGCCGCCACUGUACGCCCAGAGUGAUGCGGUUCUAUGUGAAGCCGCCACUCGCCGUGUCCCCUUUUUCACCCAAAUGGCUUUUGAAAAUGCGAAAUAGCACUUGCAUGCGUGCAAAGUUGCGGCUUCGAGCUGAUUGCUUUAGAGGAUGGCUUCCGCGAUGAAAGUUUCGGUGGGGAACGGGGGUGCUGUACUUGAAGAUGUUCCUCACCUUACUAAAUGGCUCCCCGGUUUGCCGGUAAGCAACCUGGAUCGCAGAAUGAGCCGACAUAUGAAAAUCCAUUGAAACAUAACCCCGCUUACUCAGCUGUGAGGCAGUAUUUUGUGGAGGACACAGAUGUUGUAGCGAGAGACGUCGUUGUAAAUGUUAAUACAACCGGUGAAGGGAUUCAUUUCAGACGUGCAGGGCUUCGAGAUAAGUUUGCUUGUCUGCAGAUAUAUUUCAAAUCGGAAGAUGUGAGGGCAUGUAUUGUGACUUGUGGAGGAUUAUGCCCGGGCAUAAACACUGUAAUUCGUGAGAUUGUGUGCGGUCUGUGGACACAAUAUGGGGUGCGCGAUAUCAGCGGGAUUGAAGGAGGCUACAGGGGGUUCUACUCCCGGAAUACUAUCUCUCUCAACCCUAAAGUUGUCAGCGACAUUCACAAACGGGGAGGCACCUAUUUGAAGUCCUCGCGUGGUGGGCACGACACUCACAAAAUUGUUGAUUCUAUUCAAGACCGUGGAUUCGAUCAGGUCUAUAUCAUUGGAGGAGAUGGCACUCAGAAAGGAGCUAAUGCUAUCCACGAGGAGUGUAAGCGGAGGGGUUUGAAGGUUGCGGUGGCAGGAAUUCCAAAAACCAUCGAUAAUGAUCUCGAUGUUAUAGACAAAUCGUUUGGGUUUGAUACAGCUGUUGAAGAAGCACAGCGCGCAAUCAAUGCUGCCCAUGUGGAAGCUGAGAGUAUUCACAAUGGCAUUGGGGUGGUCAAGCUCAUGGGACGCUAUAGCGGGUACAUUGCGAUGCAUGCCACACUUGCAAGUCGUGAUGUGGAUUUGUGCUUGAUACCAGAAGUGCCAUUCUACUUGCAUGGACCAGGCGGCCUGAUCGAGUUUGUACAUCACAGGCUACGAGAAAAUGGGCACAUGGUUAUCGUUGUGGCCGAGGGUGCUGGACAAGAGUUGAUGGCUGAAACCAUGGGAUCUUUGGACAAGAUGAAUGAUGCUUCUGGAAAUAAGUUGCUCCUCGACGUUGGUCUAUGGCUCUGUAAUCAUCUGAAGGAGCAUUUCCUCAAGGCAUUCAGGGAGCCGCUUAACUUGAAAUACAUAGAUCCGACGUAUAUGAUUCGAGCAAUUCCAAGCAAUGCUUCGGACAAUGUCUACUGCACAUUGCUGGCUCAUAGCGCCAUCCAUGGGGCUAUGGCAGGGUAUUGCGGCUUCACUGUCGGACCAGUCAACGUUCGACACUGCUACAUUCCUAUUGCUAGAGUGGUGGCAACGUCCCGACGUGUAAACGUAGCUGAUCGCAUGUGGGCACGACUGAUGUCGUCAACCAACCAACCCAACUUUGCGCAAUACAGCCACGCAAUCCAGCAGAGCCGAAAACAGAAUGCCACCAAGCGAAGGGAGGAGGAAGCAUUGUCCAACGGUUCUUCCACAGCUAAUGUAAAUGGCGACGAUGUCAAGCUUGAUUCUACACAAAAGGAGCCAAUCGAGAUGAUUGAAAUUGGAAACAAAUAAGAUUUGCCAAUGCAAGAAAUGGAUGCGUCCUUGUCAACGACACAUGCGCACGGAGAUCCUACAGCUUCUCUUAACCAAAAACUACUAUGAAUUAAUUGUCUUCUACGUCUAUAACCUGGUGUCUAUGAGAAGAUGAUUUGAAUCUCCACAUUAUUUUGUCAUGUUAAUUGCAGGGACGCAUAUAACAAUGUGGUUGAGAUCAGUAAUACUAGAAGGGUCGCCAAUCCUGUCCUGAAUUAAGGAUGUCAGUCCAAGAUACUGUACAUUUGUAAAGUUAAUCUGCCAAUUUAACGCCACAGAGAAGCACACUUUCAAUAAUAAAACUAGGAGUAAGACAUUUGUAGUACACUCUCAAAAGCAUGUAUAGUUGCUACAUUUACUGUACAUACGAGCAGGAUUGAAAUAGCCGAACAAUCGCACUAGUGUGAGUAGAACACUUUGUUGCAAUCUUCUAAAGAGUGACUGUAAUGCAAAAUAUUGGGGGCCCCACCAUAUGAAGAGGA
This is a messenger RNA of Physcomitrium patens, 2932 nucleotides long. RefSeq names its product ATP-dependent 6-phosphofructokinase 4, chloroplastic. The record is from RefSeq and is a predicted model, not a curated record. Lineage: Eukaryota; Viridiplantae; Streptophyta; Bryopsida; Funariales; Funariaceae. Gene Ontology annotation, biological process: glycolytic process; fructose 6-phosphate metabolic process. Gene Ontology annotation, molecular function: ATP binding; 6-phosphofructokinase activity.